ACUUCCUGUUUGGGUCAUCUCGCGUUGUCUCAAAAAGAACAAAUCUAACAAAAUCUAACAAAACAAGAGCAUAGUCUGUGUGUGUGUUUGGUUUUGGGAAGAAAAGAUGUCGGGGAAAGGAGCAAAGGGGUUGUUAACAAGCAAAACUCCAGCCCAGUCUAAAGAUAAAGACAAGAAGAAACCCACCUCUCGCUCUUCGCGUGCUGGUCUUCAGUUUCCUGUUGGGCGUAUCCACCGCCUUCUGAAGUCAAGAGCAACAGCCCAUGGAAGAGUGGGUGCAACGGCAGCUGUUUACUCUGCUGCUAUCUUGGAGUACCUGACAGCAGAAGUGUUAGAGCUGGCAGGAAAUGCAAGCAAGGAUCUAAAGGUGAAACGUAUAACACCUAGGCAUUUGCAGUUAGCAAUCCGUGGUGAUGAAGAGCUAGACACCCUUAUAAAAGGAACCAUAGCUGGUGGUGGUGUGAUCCCUCAUAUCCACAAGUCGCUAAUCAACAAAUCCUCCAAGGAAUGAUACUAUUUCGUUCCAUUGUGUUAUUAAAACUGCAUCCGCAUGAUGGAUUGCUGUGUUGUGUACAUUGCGUGAUAAUUCUUAGUCCAUUUUCAUUUGGACGAUAGCUGGUUUCCUUUUCGUCCUGGUGGUAACUGAACAAUGUAUGGUUUCGUUUGUGACAGUUUGCAAGUUGCGAGACAAUCCUCUAGGUUAAACAUAAAGUUCCUUGAAUUUAUUUUCAA
Molecule: messenger RNA, 732 nt
Organism: Populus trichocarpa (black cottonwood)
Lineage: Eukaryota; Viridiplantae; Streptophyta; Magnoliopsida; Malpighiales; Salicaceae
Product: probable histone H2A variant 3
Exons: 2
Coding region: 107-511 (134 amino acids)
Cellular component (GO): nucleosome
Molecular function (GO): DNA binding; protein heterodimerization activity; structural constituent of chromatin
Source: RefSeq, a predicted model, not a curated record